This is a messenger RNA of Hermetia illucens (black soldier fly), 1370 nucleotides long. RefSeq lists its product as uncharacterized. The transcript has 5 exons. The record is from RefSeq and is a predicted model, not a curated record. The coding region runs from base 110 to 1207 and encodes 365 amino acids. NCBI's taxonomy places the organism in Eukaryota, Metazoa, Arthropoda, Insecta, Diptera, Stratiomyidae. Gene Ontology annotation, molecular function: protein binding; metal ion binding.
AGAUACUCUUUGGGCACUACGGCUGGGUAGUGUAUGCAUUGAAAACGAGUGUUAAUUUCCGUACGGGAGGGUCGUGUGUUUUAUUUUUAAGUUCAUUUUCUCACCUAUUAUGAGCAUUAUUAGUUUCGAAAUUGAAGAAGUCCAGAAAAUCUGUGAAAAUGUUAUACCCAACUCAAAAAUAAUUGCAUGCAACCCAUCGUUGGUGCGCAUUGAUAUUAAGCAAACGAGAAGCCGACAAUUGACAACGUGUAUUCGAUUCCCAGAAAAAUAUCCUGAGCAAAGUCUACUAAUUGAGCUGAAAAGUAAAACAUUGUGCGACAAAUUUCUGGAUGGAUUAACUACUCUUGCAGAGCAGAAAGCGAAGGAACUUCAGGGAAAACCACAGAUAAUUAAUACCUUAAAAUUUAUCUCACAAUACCUCCAAGAAAAUCCACUCUGUAUAGUUCUGGAUGAGAUUAUUGCUCUAAGGAAACUUUUGAGUUCCGAGACAGGUGACCUGAAACUAAAGCAGAAGAAUUCAACGAUAUCAUUAACUGCCCGAGGUGGCAACUAUUACUUUAAAAUCAAAACCGAAAUACCUGAAGAAUAUCCGGAAAAAUGUGUAAAAUGGCAAAACUACGAAAGCAAUCUUCCUGCUGUACUCGUACGUUUUUUAAAUGGACAAGGGAAAGAAAUAGCCAGACAAUGUGUGGAACCUCCUUUAGCACAGCCGAGGAACAAAAAACUUGAACAAUUCCAACCUAGUCCUAGUUUGCUGAAGGCAAUGACAUUUAUCAUAGAAGCUACAAGAGAAUUUUGUACGGAGGUUUGCCCGAUUUGCAAUGAAUACGUUCUACCACGUCUUGCAGAGGACAUUGUGGCAAAUGAGCAAGAUGAUAGCUUCGUAGAGAGAGUAUACUGCGGUCACUUAUUCCAUCAGGGUUGUUUAAAAAAGUAUGUCAAUGAACCACCAUUCCCACCAGGAGGUAAAACAUGUCCCGCUACGAAAUCUCAUCCUCGUUCGGACGCUAAACACCUGAGGGUUAACAACAGUAGCGGUAGUAACAGUGCACCAAAAUCGAAUACAUCGAUUGCAAAUAAGAAGACUUGUGGGAUUCGUUUGGCACAUGAUAGAUGGGUUGUUAAUGUAAAAGUUGCGGAAUCGCGCUGGGCUCAAAAACAAGCAAGAGAACGAGAGUUGGAGGAAGUUGUCGAUUUCUUACAGUGAUAAACUCUGUGUUUAUUCAUUUUACAAUUGUGUAGAAUACAAAUUACCGGAGCAAAAGAUGCUACAAAAACCUCAAUCAAUACUACUGGAAUUAUUCUUAUAUUACCAUCCACCACAAAGGCCACUGAAAUUUCUUUCAAUGUAAUAUACAACAUUGCUCGUU